CGCAGCCCUCGGCCUCGAGCAGACGCGCGGCGAGAGCCGUUCCCCGACGGGCAGCGGGGCGCUGGGUCGCCGCGUUUGGGCUGAGCGCGGCGACGCUGCUGCCCCGAAAUCCUCCCCGAUCUUGAGGCGUAUGGAACCUCAAGGUCUUUGUGAUAAUGGAAACCAAAAAAUUGAUUGGUAAACCGCUUCAACCAGCAAGACCUGUUCGUCAUCUGACUUCUCCCCCUGGAGCAGUAUUCCCUUUCAACUUUCAGAAUGAAUAUUCAUGCAACACUCAGUGCUUACAAAGUGGAGUUAGCAGAUGUAAGACAAAUGGAAUGCAAGCCUUUUCUCAAGGUCAUAAUGAACAACAGCAACAUCAGUCUCCAGUUAAAAAAGAGAGAAUUAAAUACAGCAGAGAUUUCCUGUUGAAGCUCUCAAGCGUUUCCAUCUGCAGAAAAAAACCAGACUUUCUGCCUGAUCAUCCCAUUGUACUUCAAAAACCAGAAAACCACCAAAGUUUUAAGUAGCAUUUUAAGAACAAAUGAAUUUGAAGAUAAAGAAUUAUUUGUUUUCUAUUUUGGACACCUGCAAAUGAAGUGGAUCUAGUAACAAUAACUGUAAUGGACUGUGACAAUUCAGUUUAUUUUUAAUUUUGAUGGUUGGGUAUUUGGUUUCUCCUAAAAUGAGAAAUAUUUUAAACUAUAAAGAAUUUUCUAAUCAGUUUCAGCUUUGCAGGCAGUUUCCUGCAUAAAUUGGGAAGUAACACUGGAAAGUAAGAAUUUGGUUAGUAGGGAAGGCUGUAUUUAUAAUUUGCAUGCUACUUGCAAUUUUUUGUUUUUCAUCUCUUGUAAUAAUGGAAUGGAAAUGUAAGCUGUAAAGAUUCUCAAAUAUAAAGUAUUUGCUAUGAUGUA
Messenger RNA from Lutra lutra (Eurasian river otter), 893 nucleotides. RefSeq names its product chromosome 4 C8orf88 homolog (gene C4H8orf88). Gene Ontology annotation, biological process: negative regulation of translational initiation. Gene Ontology annotation, molecular function: eukaryotic initiation factor 4E binding. The coding region runs from base 156 to 509 and encodes 117 amino acids. The record is from RefSeq and is a predicted model, not a curated record. Lineage: Eukaryota; Metazoa; Chordata; Mammalia; Carnivora; Mustelidae. Gene Ontology annotation, cellular component: cytoplasm. The transcript is spliced from 6 exons.